Messenger RNA from Danaus chrysippus (African queen), 1038 nucleotides. Lineage: Eukaryota; Metazoa; Arthropoda; Insecta; Lepidoptera; Nymphalidae. The record is from the annotation of a GenBank genome assembly.
AUGGCCAACAAAGCAUCUAUCCCCUUGAUAUCUUCUGUCUUAAACGAAAUAAAGCUCCAGUUCGAAGAAGAACUUAAUCCAGACGACCCAAAACUAACUAUUAUCCAUUCGAUAACCCCGGAGCAAUUACAUUCAUCAGGGAUGAUUAAAUCAACAUCCAAAGCAAAAAUUAAAGGCUCUAUUCUAGAAUACAUCACAAGUUAUGUACAAGUCAGGCGUGGGAGGUCCAGACCCCCGUCAGGAAACGAUAUGUCUGCAGCACUAAGAAGAGAUGCCGGCAUAACACCACACCCUCACGAGAAUGUCGCGUCGACUUCCGCUCCAAGAGAAUCUCAUGCUACAACACGAACCACUGAGAUUAGCAUUCCUUUAAACAGGGCGGCUGCCUCGGACAGUCCAGAAAACGAAGACGUAUUUGACGACGAACUCGAAGAGGACCCGACCCAAACAGAGCUAUCACAGAGGUACCCAGCACUUCCGCGGACUCCGUGCCCAAAAAACUUAUUUAUAGGAAACAUGUUAUACUCUUAUUUGAACAACCUCUACUCCACCGAUCGGCACUUGUACCCCAAAAGAUGGAAUAACUUGAAGAAGAAUGACCCUGACCAGGCCUGGCAUUCCCUUAACCGGACUAUGGUUACUUUUUUCAAUAGCCGAUGGAAAAACCAAGGGGUACAAUUAGAAAUGGGUGAGACUCCGGUAGACUCCAUGAGUUACCAUGACUUAAAAUUGUCAAUAGUUCAAACUAUAACAGAGGCUCAUGCGGCACAAGGAGCCAAUUCCACUCCCGCCCCCACUUCAGGCUCCACUCCCAGUCUGGGAACCGACUCCAUAAUGAGACUAGAGAGGAGUAUAGGCCGAUUAGAGGAAGCUGCUCGAGUCUUAACGUCCCAUACUACCAAAGUAACAGGAAGAGAGAUAUCAUCUUCAACUCCUCAACCACUAUCUCAGCCCCAACUCACUGGCUUUCCCUCCACAUCAGGACCCCAGAAGCGACCGCAUGAAUCGGACAGCGAAGAAGAAGUUUUAGUUGGAUGA